UUUCAUUAUGUACUAGUGGGCCUUCCUUCUUUCUAUCUUUCUUUCGUUUCCUACAUGUCCUAUUCAUCUAACACGGUGUAUUAUGCAAUGAUGGUAGCUAUUGCUACUAUCGUGUUAUGUACCAUCGCUGCUUUUCAAUGGGAGUUUGGCGAAUCAGCGUACGUCUACAAACACACUCAAGCGAAAAAGAUCGACCUUCAAGGCGAAAAGUUCAUUGCCUAUUUACCACAUUCUGGUCUAUCAAACCAACGCAACGAACUUGAAAACGCAUUGCUGUUAGCAGGCUAUCUCAACCGCACCCUAAUAUUACCUCCGGCUUUUCUUGGACACAUAGGUGGCUGGCAAUCCAACGACCACCUGUUCGAGUACAUGGAUACUAUGACCAAACCUCAACCUUGGUGGAAUCGAUGCAAAGAUAAACUUGGUCUGGCCGACGGGCCUUGUCAUGCCAAGAGCGGGUACGCUUCAGUACCUUGGGAAUACCUUCAUUCUUCCAUUUUUGAGCUGGACAUACCCAUGCGAAGUAUCCGGCAUAUCUCACUUGACAAAAUCAAGGCCAUGUUGACACUAAGUGACGACGAAGUUCACAUUCAACACGACACGAGCUUGUAUACUUGGUUUCUAUGCGAUAUACCCAACGAGCAAUGUCCAACGCUAGAUCCUACGAUAUUCGAAACAGGCGGUCGACGUAGUUAUGAUGAGCAAUGGAAUAUCGAAGAUCUCAGAAGAAUUGAAAAGCCGCUGAUCCAGUUGCAAGGAAUAUUUGGUACAGACCGAGUCGGUGUUAGUCAAAAACAGCAUUUAGAACUACGCAACAAGAUUCGCGAGGCGUUGGUGUAUCGCAAUCCCACGUUGGAAAAAGUGACAGACACGAUUACUGAGCGCUUAGGCGGCAAGCAGCAGUUUCUAUCUAUUCAUGUUCGCAUGGGAAAUCGACAAUUCUUGGGACCUUUGCACAAGCAUAUUGAAGAGCAAAUAGCAUUUUUAGAAACGGCCCAGCAGCGGGGUCCCGGGAAUUCCACUUUCUGCGAGCCUGAUGACUUUCAAAUUUAUGUGGCAACCGACGCCAAAGACCCACGCAAAAGUCCUGAGCUCGUUCCUGUUUUUGAGCGCUUUCCAUGUGCAAAAGUGCUAGGCGACUACAAAGACUUACUGCCAUCCUUGGAAAGCGACGACGCUGGAGUCACACUGUUCCAACCACCUCAGCAAUCGAUUGUUAAUUUCCUUAUACCCGUCAUUGAUGCCAUGGUGGCCGGACACGCUAAAGAUUUUAUGGGAAAUCCUAGUUCAACCUAUUCGACUUACAUUGAGCAACUUCAGUUAGCAUAUAGCCAAACUAAUUCAAUAGCAUAGACGUGAGGAUGGAAUGUUAUUAGCGUAUUCUAUCCUCACCCAUUAACCUCAUUUGUAUAAACCACCCAAUCCCCCUUGUCCAACCUAAUUAAAAAGAGCUUUAGUUCCAUGUUGCAAUAUGACAGAAAUGAUGGUUGUUUUUUUGGCCUCGUCUCUAUCAUAACUUCCAUGCUUUCUAUUUGUCAGUCGGUUAUUGGAAGAAAUUUUUUUUGCGAAGUUCGUACCUGAAUUUAAUGGUUUGAAACGCCGUCCAACGCCCGAGUCGAAUGUGGUUGGAGGGUUUUUUUUGG
Molecule: messenger RNA, 1643 nt
Organism: Umbelopsis ramanniana AG
Lineage: Eukaryota; Fungi; Mucoromycota; Umbelopsidomycetes; Umbelopsidales; Umbelopsidaceae
Exons: 1
Coding region: 55-1353 (432 amino acids)
Source: RefSeq, a predicted model, not a curated record